This is a messenger RNA of Melanotaenia boesemani (Boeseman's rainbowfish), 1582 nucleotides long. It is a transcript of the gene cacng3a, whose product is annotated as voltage-dependent calcium channel gamma-3 subunit. The transcript has 4 exons. The coding region runs from base 201 to 1208 and encodes 335 amino acids. Gene Ontology annotation, cellular component: postsynaptic density membrane; AMPA glutamate receptor complex. NCBI's taxonomy places the organism in Eukaryota, Metazoa, Chordata, Actinopteri, Atheriniformes, Melanotaeniidae. Gene Ontology annotation, biological process: transmission of nerve impulse; postsynaptic neurotransmitter receptor diffusion trapping; neurotransmitter receptor transport, postsynaptic endosome to lysosome. The record is from RefSeq and is a predicted model, not a curated record. Gene Ontology annotation, molecular function: voltage-gated calcium channel activity; channel regulator activity.
UCUCCUACACUUACCCAGCUAUGUAAGUUUUGCACAGACUGUAUAGAAUAAUGCGUUCAAAAUAUGUGCUUCCCUUAGCUGACUGGAACCACACAAAGAUAAGACAACGGGGGUUAGUUCUGGACAGUUUCUAAAUCCCGCAAGUGUCGGUCUUCUGGUGGACUCCUCGGUGCGGAGGAGGAGGUGGAGGCAAGGCCGAUAUGAGGGUGUGUAACCGCGGGGUAAUGAUGCUUCUGACCACGGCGGGGGCUUUUUGCGCCUUCAGCCUCAUGACCAUCGCCGUGGGCACGGAUUAUUGGCUGUACUCCCGCGGGAUGUGCCGCUCCAAGAGCCAGACGGACAACGACACCGUCCACAAGAACGAAGAGGUCCUAACCCAUUCAGGUUUGUGGAGGACCUGCUGCACCGAAGGGAUAUUUCAGGGUGUUUGCAAAGACAUCGACCACUUUGCGGAAGAUGCAGACUAUGAGCAGGAUGCUGCAGAGUACUUACUUAGAGCAGUACGAGCCUCCAGCCUCUUCCCCAUCCUCAGUGUGGGAUUAUUAUUUCUCGGGGGUGUGUGUGUAGCCGCCAGUGAGUUCUACAAGUCACGCUACAAUGUCAUUCUCAGUGCUGGUAUUCUCUUUGUCUCUGCAGGCCUCAGCAACAUCAUCGGCAUCAUUGUUUACAUAUCAGCCAACUCAGGUGACCCAAGCCAGAGCGACAACAAGAAGAGCUACUCUUAUGGCUGGUCCUUUUAUUUUGGGGCUCUUUCCUUUGUGCUGGCUGAAAUGGUGGGCGUCCUGGCAGUGCACGUGUUCAUAGAAAAACACAGACAGCUGCGCACUAACGGCCGGCCUUCACUCAUAAAGCCCCCCAUCUCCCGCAGCUCAUCUUACUAUCGCAACCGUUACUACCAGAACCGCAGCCGCCGCUACAGUUACAAGAGCAACCACAGCACUGGGGACUCCACCUCACACACCUAUCAAACACCACUGGGGCAUGACCGAGAGCCACCCAUCUCCGAUGGAUCCAAAGUCGCUGGCAUGGCAGGUUUGCCCACACCAGUCACAAUAGACUCAGAGUUCAUGCUGUACACUUUAACCUCACCUCUCAAAGACGACACAAUUAACAUGGCUGUGGAUGAUUUAACAACUGCAGCUGCUCACAACAACACAGAGAUGCUGCCGGGAAACUGUGCGUCCAGUAGAAGGACAACGCCUGUCUGAAAGGAAGAGAAAAAGACUUUUUUUUUCUCUGGCAAUCAAUCAUUUCAGCUCAAGACUGAACCAGUUUGUUUCAUUUAAUGUUGUCUUACUUGAAGAGAAAUAGAAUACAUGGAUAAUAGCAAAAUUUUGAGAUUGUUCUUAUUUAGUAUUUGUUAAGCUACAGUAGAUGUAUCUGUUAUUUGCGUGAAUGAGUUUGUGUAGAAAUAGGAAUGUGUGUCAGUAAUGCACAGAGACAGAAAGGAGAAGCUGAUCAUGAGAAUAAUACCCACUCACAUAAAAAUAACAGAUACCACACAUGACUAUGUCAUAGAUGUUCUGUUCCCAUCCUCCUUUAUGUGUCCUAAAUGCUCAAAAUCGAAACCCCAUUAAAUGCA